CUUCACUCUCUGCUAAAGGUGAGAGGCUGCAGCCUUCACCCCUAACCUUUUAUCUCUGAACAAACCCCCAACUCAAAAUAAGCAAAUAAAACCAGAAAAAACCUCCUCUCUUAAACUUUCCCUUUUCUAGUUUAGAUUUCGUUGAACAAACAGACGUUUCUUUUUUUUUUUUUUGUAUAAAUUAGAGGUAGACAGCUUAGGGUUCUUCAAAGAAAUCUCACGAUCAAUCCAUGGCUUCAACGAGGAAAGAUGUUGUCGAUCGAAUCAAGGGUCCAUGGAGCCCUGAGGAAGAUGAAGCUUUGCAGAGGCUGGUUCAGAACUACGGCCCGAGAAACUGGUCACUGAUCAGUAAGUCAAUCCCUGGUCGAUCGGGGAAGUCGUGCCGGUUACGGUGGUGCAACCAGCUUUCUCCUGAGGUUGAGCACCGGCCAUUCACGUCGGAAGAGGACGAGACGAUCAUCAGAGCCCACGCCCGAUUCGGGAACAAGUGGGCGACCAUCGCUCGUCUCCUCAAUGGCCGCACAGAUAACGCCAUCAAGAAUCAUUGGAAUUCCACCCUCAAAAGAAAAUGUUCUUCCAUGUCCGACGGCUUGUAUGACGACGCUCAUGUCCAGCAGCAGCCCUUGAAAAGAUCUGCUAGUCUGGGUACGGGCACCAAUGCAUCUGGUCUAUACUUGAACCCGAGUAGUCCAUCAGGCUCCGAUUUGAGUGACUCCAGCUUACCCGGUGUUUCCAUGUCCCCGGUUUAUAGACCGUUAGCUAGAACCGGUUCGCUUCUACCUCCAACUCAGCAUAUCGAAACGGCGUCGUCAACGGUCACAGAUCCACCCACAUCACUCAGCCUCUCGCUGCCCGGAUCCGACACCUGUGAGGUCUCCAACCAAGUGUCCGGAUCGAACCGGGCCGUGAACCCGACCCGUGUCCUUCCACACCAGGUGACGCCAUCAGUUGGGCCUCCACAACCCCCACCUCCUUUACAGGUGCAGACAACUAGUCAGGGUGAGUUUGGAUACGAGAAACAGUUUUUUAGUGCUGAGUUUUUGGCGGUGAUGCAAGAAAUGAUCAGAAAAGAAGUGAGGAACUACAUGGCUGGGAUCGAGCAGAACGGGCUUUGCUUGCAGACAGAGGCUAUUAGGAAUGCAGUGGUGAAGCGAAUUGGAAUUAGCAAGAUUGAGUAGUGAUUUAUCAGAGUAGUAAUUAGAGAAGAUGAUCGGAAUCAGUUUGAUGACGAUGACCCAUGAUGAAAGUCAGAUAGAAGAAGAGAGUAAAACACAAGAGCUGCUACGCCAUAAUGAUAGAAAGAAACUUAUGUUCUUUCUCUUUGGUUUUUUUUUUUUUUUUUUUUUCGUGCUUCGUUUAUCUUCCAUACAAAUAAUAAUUUUGGUAGUGUACAGAGGAAUAGAAUGGGAAAGAAGGUGUAAUUCACAAGGGUUUUCGAGGUAGCCCGGAAAAGAAAAUCUGAGGAACAGUUUCCAUUAAUAUAUUUAAAAAAAAGGUCGCAAACAAGAAAAGAUGAAUUCAAACUUUGGUAAACCCCUUUUUUGCUC
Molecule: messenger RNA, 1547 nt
Organism: Carica papaya (papaya)
Lineage: Eukaryota; Viridiplantae; Streptophyta; Magnoliopsida; Brassicales; Caricaceae
Source: RefSeq, a predicted model, not a curated record